Rubroshorea leprosula is the source of this 1214-nucleotide messenger RNA. The record is from the annotation of a GenBank genome assembly. Lineage: Eukaryota; Viridiplantae; Streptophyta; Magnoliopsida; Malvales; Dipterocarpaceae.
GCACUUUUUACACAAACCAACGGCAAUGAAACCUCCUUUAUGAUUUCCGUUCAUCGUCAACUUGCUGUUGUUCUCACGCUCUCUUAUCGUCGACCACUCUAACCACACCAUGAUCACAUCUCCCCCUAAGUUCUCAUCAUCUCUCUUGACAUUUUUACCCAAGGUCUGUCUUCCUCGCUUGAGCAACUCCGGACCUCAACUGUUCUCGGCUAGCACAACGGUUGAAGGAGAACCAAGACAAUCAGCGCCUCAAGUUCCACACCCCACUUCUCACAAUUCAACCUCCAUUGCCAAUCAAGACGUGGUGACAACUCAGCUUGCUGCCAUGCAGCAGCAGUUUGGUGUUUUUCAGUUGGUACUGGCUCAGCUUCUAGCUAGAAGUAAUCCUGGCAAUCCCCUCAUUAAUUUACUGAACCCUGCUCAACAACCCCCAGCCCCACAACCGAAUCCUCAACCAGUUCAACCCGCUCCCACUGUUAGUGAAUCCCAAGCUCAAUCCCACAUAGCACCUGCUCAGCAACCCAUCCCAGAUGAUGUCACCCGACGCCUCGAUAGCUUGGAAAAGCUAGUAGCUGAACACCGAGGUGCUCCACCCCCACACCAUGCUGCUGAUUCUAUACCUCACCCCCUAAAUACCAACAUCACACUGGAACCCUAUCCUACUGGCUUCAAAAUACCACAGUUGGAGACUUAUGAGGGGACGAAAGAUCCCGAUGACCACCUGCACGCUUUUUACUCUUGUAUGCAAGCUCAGAACGCCUCUGACGCGUUAAUGUGCAAGAUCUUCCCCUCUACUCUGCGAGGUAAUGCUCGAACGUGGUAUUAUAGUUUACCUCCGAGGUCAAUUAGUUCUUACACAGAGAUGGCAUCUGCCUUUGCCACUAGGUUUUCCAGUAGAAGGUUGAUUAGGAAAACUACUACCGAAUUGAUGCGAGUUAAACAGAGGGAUGGAGAGUCCUUAAAGAACUACAUGAGCAGGUUCAAUGAUGCGGUGUUGGAGGUUAAUUCCUUUGACCAAGCUGUGGGCAUUGCAGCUGUCAUCUCUGGUCUCAAACAUGACAGGUUCCGAGACAGUUUGAUCAAACAUGUUGCCACCACCUUUAGUGAGGUAAACGACAGAUCUCUGAAAUUUAUAACUGCUGAGGAAUACGCCCUGGCGCAAAACCCACCUUCCUCUAAGAACUAGAACCCAGAAUGGCGAGAUGACAAUCCGA